Messenger RNA from Amyelois transitella, 2070 nucleotides. RefSeq names its product DC-STAMP domain-containing protein 2-like. Gene Ontology annotation, cellular component: membrane. The transcript has 11 exons. The record is from RefSeq and is a predicted model, not a curated record. NCBI's taxonomy places the organism in Eukaryota, Metazoa, Arthropoda, Insecta, Lepidoptera, Pyralidae. The coding region runs from base 1 to 2070 and encodes 689 amino acids.
AUGGCACAUUUCGCGUUAUUGUGGAAAGCUAGGACUAUUGAAAAGUACAGACAGAACUAUGAAAACCAAAAAUAUAUCUCUGUCCAAAAAACUAACACUCCAAUGCCGCAGAAAUCUCUUUCUCAAAGAUUACGAUGCUACAGACAGGAUACGCAAAAGCGCUUUUCUAAGAUUUUUCAAAAGUUGUAUCCCGAAGGAUCCUCUUUAUCAAACUUCUUCUUGUAUCUAAGAACAGAUCAAGCAUGUCUUUAUUUUGUCCUCAAAAGUUUGUUGGGUUUUCUUACAGGAUUGGGGCUGACAUAUCUUUGUUUUUUAUUUUUAGUUUUUCAACUUUCUAUUUCACUUUUCCACGCUACAAUUGUAAGCUCCAUUAUCGGUGUCUUGCUUACAAUGAGUCUGGCUUUUAGCUACAGGAUUAGGUGCUUAGUAUUUCUUCUUCUUCCACAAUUCUUUUCAAGAGCUGGACGGUACACCUUAACGUGUUACGCUCUUGUGCUUAUUCUUACUGGACCUGCAACAAAUACACUGAAAAAUUCUGAAGUCUUGACGGAAUCAAUGGCCUGCCGUCAGGAGGAGAUAAAAUCUCUUGUUUACGAAGUUAAACAGACUAUGAGAAAACCAUUGAACUCCAUGAGAGAGACCAUCAAAAUCAUGGUGCAGAAAUUACAUUUAUUCACAAGAAAUCUGAAAAUUACUUUAUUGAAAGUCAAUAGACUCAGUUUAAGCGUUUUAGAAACUAUUCAAUCUACAUUUUCCUGGUUACAAUGGUUAUCAGAAGUUUGCAACAGAAAAAUGGGAUCUCCGUAUGAACGUUGUAUUAAAUCCUUUGGAGAUAGAACUUUUCAUUAUAAAGGAAAAUAUAAACCAAACAAUGAAAAGGCCAAACGUCAGCCUAUUAAAGCUGAAGAGAUUUGCUCAAAUGUUAAAAAGUAUAAAGCAACAUGCUUUUUCACUGAUUUUGUUAACGGAAGUUUCGUUGCUUCUAUUAAGAGAAGACUUAAAGAAUUUUCACAGCGAAUCAGAGAAAUGUUAUAUCUUCAGAUUCAUGUGCACCACUCAUACUCUUUCCCAAGCAAUACUAGCCAUUCAGCUAGCCAAGUUGCUGCUGGUAUUGUAACUGAAAUAAGGAAGCGAGCUGAUCCUCUUCUUACUUGGCUAUCUUGGAGUUCAUGUGUUACUAGUUUAUUCCUAUUGCUGAUUAUAUUUAGAGCAAAAUACUACCAGCACAUGUUUGAAACUCGAUCCCGUUUCGAUAAUAAAUACAUAACUAAAGAGAUAAGAGAUUUGGAUUUGAACAGACUUCGUCAUGGAAGAGAAACUAUUUUGCCGUUAAAUAAAAGAGAGAGAUCCAAAUACGUUUCAACAACAUCAUUUCGACUUGCAGCAUCCGAAAAGAUUCAUUUGAAUAGAUCAAUUGUUUUCAUGACAAUCACGACUUUUAAAUUACUAAUUCAUAUGGUGGCAGAUUAUAGUUUGUACUGGGUACUGAUGACAAUUCAAUAUCAUGGAAAGAAUCAGUCACCUUUGCCAUAUGGAGUGCCUAACGCAGGCAUGCAUAUAUCGGGUAAGGGAAGAGUAGCAGACAUGUUUAGAGACUUACUAAUGGCAUUAACGACUCCAUUGGAGAUAUCGCAUCCUUUACCAACAAACUGUCUUCCAGAUCCUAAACCACCGGACUUGCAACGAUAUACUCAAAUUGGUAUUUUGAUAUUUCUCCUUUGGUUCUUUUCUUUAUUCGAGCCAUAUGGAUUGCGUCUUCGCCAUGUUGUCAUGGGACUUUAUCGUCCAGAACGGGCUAAAGCAAGAGCCGAAUGGCUUUACAACCACAUUCUCAGAACUAGAGGUGGUUUCAUGAAAUUUGCUAGAAGGAAACUUCACAGGACCUAUAAAUGCUAUUCAGAAGAAAGAUAUACAUUUAAAAGAUGGCUAAGCGAUCAUAUACCGUGUGAUACGCCCAAUUGUCCGGGAACAUAUUGUAGCAAUUGUUUCUCGGACUUGGGUGAAUUAUGUACUAUUUGUAUAUCACCUAGUGAUUAUGGGGACCUAAGUGACGUAAGUUUGGAAAAGUAA